This is a messenger RNA of Nycticebus coucang (slow loris), 3429 nucleotides long. RefSeq names its product CD244 molecule (gene CD244). The record is from RefSeq and is a predicted model, not a curated record. Gene Ontology annotation, biological process: natural killer cell activation involved in immune response. NCBI's taxonomy places the organism in Eukaryota, Metazoa, Chordata, Mammalia, Primates, Lorisidae. The coding region runs from base 216 to 1328 and encodes 370 amino acids. Gene Ontology annotation, cellular component: external side of plasma membrane. Gene Ontology annotation, molecular function: MHC class I protein binding. The transcript is spliced from 9 exons.
CUGUCAGACCAGGUCCAGACUCUGGGGCUUUCUCAGUGGCCUUGUCAACUCACAGCAGACGUUAACAGCCUUGAACUGAGGAAACUGUGGCCACACAGGAGGCGAGGCUGCUCUGCCCCACAUCGUCCUCCCGCUGCCUGGAGGCUGCUGAGCCUGUGCACUGUGGAACGUCUGGUGGGGCAGAGGGGCUGGCCUGCCUCCUCUGUCCUCUGGUGAUGUUGAGGCCAGCUGUCACCCUCAUAAUCCUGCUGUUCCUUAAGAUGCCCCAGGGCCAAGGAUGCCCAGGUUCAACCAGCGACGUGGUUGGCCUCUCGGGACAGUCUCUCCAGUUACAGCCCAAGAUCACACAGAUGAAGAUAUACUCUGUUGUAUGGAAGAGGCAGCUGUCCUCACCUUCAGCUUAUCAGCACAUACUGAGUUGGGAGAAUGGGUCCAAACCAAAAAAUGAAUCUUUGACUUGGACUAUUUUCAACAAUAAAUUCAGCUUUAGAACCGAGAAUUUAACUCUUCUCAUUAACACAGCUCAGGAGCAGGACAGUGGCUCCUAUUGCCUGGAGGUCACCAAUGAGUCUGGACGUGUUUGGACAGCCAAGUUCCAGGUUUCUGUAUUUGAUCGAGUUGAGAAACCCCACCUGCAGGAGCAGGAGAAGGUCCUGGACAGAGGGAGGUGCCAAGUGUCUCUGUACUGCUUGGUCUCCAGGGAUAGAAAUGUGACCUAUUCUUGGUACAGAGGGAGCAAGUUCAUCCACAAGGCAAGGAACCUCACCUAUCUGAAAGAGGAGAUUGAUAAUAACAUGUACACAUACACCUGCAAUGUGAGCAAUCCUGUCAGCUGGAACAGCCACUCCCUCAACCUCACUGCGAGCUGUCAGAGUGUCCAGCAGGAGUUCAGAUUUUGGCCCCUUUUGGUGACCAUUGUGAUUGUAAUCACACUGCUCCUGGGCAUCCUCACCUGCUUGUGCAUGUGGAAGAGGAAGAGGAAGCAGCCAGAGACAAGCCCUGAGGAGUGUCUGACAAUUUAUGAAGAUGUCAAGGACCUGAAGACUACAAGAAAUCAUAAACAGAAGCCCAAGCAGAACUCUCCUGAGAAAAAGAGCACCAUCUACUCUAUGAUCCAGCCCCAGUCUUCUGUUCCCACAUCACAGGACGUUUCAAAUACGUUAUAUUCAUUCAUACAGCCUUCCAGGAAGUCUGGAUCCAAGAAGAGGAACCAGAACCCGCCCUUUGGUAGCACUGUCUAUGAGGAGGUUGGAAACAGAGAACCCAAAGCCCAGAACCCUGCUCAACUGAGCCACAAAGAGUUGGAGAGCUUUGCCGUUUACUCCUAGCUGCUUUCAGUGCUCCCACCUUGCUGUCACAGCAGCAUCUGCUUUGGGAAUCAGCCUGCGAAUCUUUACAGAACAUGUGCUAGUCUGGAGAGGAUAUGAAAGUUUGUUCAUGGUCUAUACUUUGUUUUGAAAACAGCCAUUAUAAGAGCCAGGCUCUUAACCAAUUUAUAGAUCAGAUGAGAACAGGUAGAUUGGGUCAUUCACAAAAGACUAUUCCAAGUACUUGCAGUCUAUAAGGGCCGUAUUGUUGUUAGAUUCCCUCCUCCUUGCUUUCUAUGUUACUUGUCUCUUCUACGCCCUGAUCUGGGAUGACUGUCUCUCUAGACCCUCUGCUGGCCCAGGCCCAUCUUCCAAAGCAAGAGGAAGGAAAGACAAUGGUGAAGCAGAGGGAGAGGAGAGGCCUCCUCUGUGGGGCGAGGCUGUCUGGCUGUGAGUGGGCAGCCAGGUUCUCCAGGGGACCAGGACCUGGGGUUUACUCACAUGCAGAGCAAAAACCUUCCUCCCAUCCUCACACCUUUGCCGCUGGCUAAUUGGUCACCAAGGGGAGUGGGUGGAAGUGGGAGUAGAUGGCACAAAGCAAGCCCACCUCUGAGCUGAAAACCACCUCAGUACAUGCUGUCCUGAUAAUCUGAUAGUGACACCAGCUUUGUCCACAGUGUGAUGUUUAAUUUAUGAAGUCACAUUAUUAAAAAUCUAUUUUGGCUUCUUCACAGAAGUAGCUUUACCAAGGAAGAGGCAUCUUGGAAACCAUAUUCUACUUCAGCCCUGAGACCUAAGAGUGCUCCCAUUGAAUACCCAGGGUGGGGGCCCAGGCAGCUGAGGGCUGAAGACAAGGCCACUGGGCACUAGACACUGGGUUGUUCUCCCUGGGUCUUCAGGGGAGGCCUGCAACAAGGCUGUGGGAGCAGGGCUGGGACUCAGAGCCCAGGAAAGCGAUGAAGGUAAACUAAGAGCUUACUCAGAGACCCCCUAGAUGACACUGCACUGAGCCUGGCUCUUCAAUUGCCCCACUCUGUAUUUAAUAUAUGAGUUUGAUAUAAACUGUGACAUUACACAGAGGUAGUCUAAACCCAUUGCCUGAACUAAAAUUCAAUACCUACAUUAUACUCUGCCCAAGUGCACAUGUGGGCCACCAUAAACACACAUCUGUUUCUAUUCUGCUGCACAGGGGUCUGCUUUCCUGGUGAGCCACUGGUGUCCCCUCAGCCUUGUUCACACUGGGACAGCAGAGAGCCUUUUGAAGGGUAGCUGAGGUGUGCAUCUGCCUGUCCCAGGCUUGUUAGCUCCACCCUGGAGACUGUGUGCUUGGCCAGGCUGGCUUCCACCUGAAAGGAGUGUGGACAGACCACAUCUUAAAGCAAGUGCCAAGCUUUAAAACCAGGGAAAUAUAUUCAAAAGGAGUCUGAGGCCUUUAGGCAAGUAUUGAGAGCUGAGUCCCAGUGUCAAGAAGUUUGGUGAGCAGAGGCCACAGGAAAUGGAGUCAGAAACAGCCCACGUGAACACCAGAGACACUGACGGAUGGCUGUGGCUGGCCUUUCACCUGUCCUGUGGCAUGUAGAUCUUGAACUGGCUAUAUUUUCUUAAGGAUCAGAAGGGACUCUACAGGCUCAGGAGUUUGGGGGAUGCUCUAUUCUGGGGUGUAAGAUGUAUGAUAUCAUCAUAUUGUGUGUCUGACUGUGGAGCUUCUGUAAUGAUGCCACCCAGUGAUAACUAUCUGUGCAAUGAGCCAGUCAGUGACCAAUGGAGACCACAGAAGCCAUACUGCAGGGGAGCAUGACAGCAGACACACAUCACUGAAGGACAGAGAUGGGCUUCAAGCUUCUUGUAACACAAAUGUACACUAGAGUUUCCCAAACGUGAGCCAAAUGUAGAGCACCUUACAGGCAGGGGACAGGGCUGUGGCUACAGUCUUAAGGAGAUAUUGUGGCUGUUCUGACAAUAAGGAGGGAAGCUCUUUGGGAGCAAUAUGGGAAGCUUAUAUGAAGCAGGCAUUUUAAGCACUGUGAAGAAAAAUUAAAAGAGUAAUACAGUUUUUAAAAGUCUGGCAAUAAAUGAAAAAAUAAAAUAAAAUAAAAAAAUCAAAGUCUGGCUAUACAAAAAA